GAGGGCAAGGGAAGAAUGAUUGUAAAAGGUCUGGGGCUUAGAAUAUCUUGAAUGGCAUCUCACUGAAAUUGACCUAUGAUUGAUGGGUUGGUCCACCAGAGACCAUGUCAUUGAAGAAGUGGGGAUCAUCACCACCCAUAUGAAGAAGAUAUGCUUCAAAAUGUUUGAGUUUUUCUUGUCUUAUUGAGGACUACUACACACCACGCAGUUACUUACAACUCUAAAACUUCGAAACGAGUGUUGAGUUGGCCAUUCUUCCAAAUGGGUUCUAAUCAUCCUUUUGAACUUGAACCCAGAGAGCACACCAUUUGUUUUCUGCAGGAAGAAGAUUUUGAAAAUGGUGGGGCUACCACAAUGUAUCAAGAAACGACACCAUAAAAUUCCCUUUAGAUUGAACACUUGGCGAACGGCCAAGGAGCCCUAAAUGAGAGGACAAGAGCUUUCUAGUCUACCCUCAUAUUUGUCAUGUUUAUCAUGAUAAGAGGCAUCUUUUGCAAUGAAGAAGUGUCACUUUCCAAAGUCCAGAACAGGGCUGCAGGCACCAUGGCCACAGGAUGAUUAGUCCAAAAUGCAUGACAUGGUACAAACUUUAUAAUCAUUCAAACCCUAACUUUUGUGCCACAACAAGAUGUGGACGCCAUGAGAUGCCUACUAAUAUCAGACUCUUAUCAUACUUUCUACCCCAAUCAUUCACUUCAGUCUAUAUCAACUACAAUCCCUCCCUUGUGAACUCCACAACGAACCAUCCAAUUUCAGCACUGCUCUCUCUCUCUCUCUCUCUCUCUCUCUCUCCCUCUCCCUCUGCGAAAAUGGUUCUAGUUGAUGCCCAUGCUGGCAAAGACGGUACAGAUGAUGGAGCUCUGGAUUUUAGGGGAAACCCUGUGGACAAGACACGAACCGGGGGAUGGCUUGGUGCAGGGCUCAUUCUAGGAACUGAAUUUGCAGAGAGGGUAUGUGUGAUGGGGAUAUCAAUGAAUUUAGUGACAUAUUUAGUCCAAAAUCUGCAUAUUUCAGCAGCAAAAUCAGCAACAAUCGUGACUAAUUUCAUGGGCACUCUUAAUCUUUGUGGCCUCCUAGCCGGUUUCUUAGCAGAUGCCAAACUUGGCCGUUACUUGACAGUUGCAAUCUUUGGAUCCAUAACUGCCUUGGGGGUGAUUUUGUUGACGGUAGCCACAACCAUUCCUAGCAUGAGACCCCCUCCAUGCAGUGACUACAUGAGGCAGCACCACCAGUGCAUAGAGGCCAACGGCAGUCAACUAGCCAUGCUCUAUGCUGCUCUCUAUACUAUAGCCCUAGGUGGUGGAGGAAUAAAGUCCAAUGUUUCUGGUUUUGGUUCUGAUCAAUUUGAUAACUCUGAUCCCAAAGAGGAGAAGGCCAUGAUUUUCUUCUUCAAUAGGUUCUAUUUCUGUGUUAGCAUAGGCUCCUUGUUUGCAGUAACAGUGCUGGUGUAUAUACAAGACAAUGUGGGAAGAGGGUGGGGUUAUGGAAUAUCAGCAGUGACAAUGGUGAUAGCAGUCACAAUCUUGCUCGGUGGGACACCAUUUUACCGAUUCAAGAUGCCUCGAGGUAGCCCUUUAACUGUCAUAUGGAGAGUCAUAUUCUUGGCUUGGAGGAAGAGGAACCUCCCUUAUCCUUCUCAUCCCAGUUUGUUGAACGAGUACCACAAUGCCAAGGUCUCUCACACUCAAAGAUUCAGGUGUCUCGACAAGGCUGCAAUCCUAGAAGACUAUUAUUCUGCCAGUGGAAACAAGGACAACCCUUGGAUAGUUUCUACAGUGAACCAAGUUGAAGAGGUGAAGAUGGUAAUAAAGCUCCUUCCCAUCUGGUCCACAUGUAUCCUCUUUUGGACAGUCUACUCUCAAAUGACAACUUUCACGAUUGAGCAAGCCACCUUCAUGAACCGAAAACUUGGCUCCUUUGUUGUUCCUUCAGGUUCUUUCUCUGUCUUCCUCUUCAUCUCCAUUCUUCUCUUCACUUCCCUAAAUGAAAGGAUCUUUGUCCCAUGUGCUCGGAAACUCACCCACAAUGUCCAAGGAGUUACAAGCCUUCAGAGGGUUGGAAUUGGGCUCAUUUUCUCGAUGGUGGCUAUGGUAACUGCUGCUAUUGUUGAAAAGCAAAGGAGGGAAGCUGCUGUUCAACACAAGACUAAUAUCAGUGCAUUCUGGCUAGUACCUCAGUUCUUCCUAGUGGGUGCUGGGGAAGCCUUUGCUUAUGUAGGACAACUAGAGUUCUUCAUCAGAGAGGCACCAGAUAGGAUGAAAUCAAUGAGCACAGGACUCUUUUUAAGCACCCUUGCAAUGGGGUUCUUUGUUAGUAGUUUGCUAGUGUCUCUGGUAGACAAAGUGACCAACAUGAGAUGGCUUAGGAGCAAUUUGAAUAGGGGGAAAUUGGACAACUUUUAUUGGAUGCUUGCAGUCCUAGGAGUAUUGAAUUUCUUGGCUUUUCUUGUCUUUGCAAUGAGACACCAGUACAAGACACUACAGUACAAAAGCCCUGAUGUUUAUGGGGAGAAUGAGCUAAAGAAGGGAUGGAAUGAAGGUAUCACCAGCGAAAUGGAGAAGAAAGAGAGAGUUGAAGGAAAGGAGGAGCCUUAGAUCAUACACUUUCAACUGUUUGUUUAUGUUAUUUUUAGCCCUAUUUUCUAUUCGCAUACUAUAUUUUAAUCAUGUACUAUCUUGGAAGAAAGAAAUAUAACAUUUUUAGUUAUAUUCA
Messenger RNA from Vitis vinifera (wine grape), 2712 nucleotides. Its product is annotated as protein NRT1/ PTR FAMILY 6.4. The coding region runs from base 555 to 2594 and encodes 679 amino acids. NCBI's taxonomy places the organism in Eukaryota, Viridiplantae, Streptophyta, Magnoliopsida, Vitales, Vitaceae. The transcript is spliced from 5 exons. Gene Ontology annotation, cellular component: membrane. Gene Ontology annotation, biological process: transmembrane transport; response to nitrate. The record is from RefSeq and is a predicted model, not a curated record. Gene Ontology annotation, molecular function: nitrate transmembrane transporter activity.